AUGGCUGCCAACUACUGGGCCUCGACUCAGCGUCGUCAUUGGCUUUUCUCCAGAGAGAAACUCGCCGAUAUUCGGGAGAAACUACGUGAACAAGAUAAGGUCGCCCAUACACAGUUUCCGCUGCCGGAUCAGCGCCUGUUAAAUAUCUACUUCAAUCAACAGCUGAUCAAGCUGGGAAAGCGUAUGUCCACUCGACAACAGGCUAUUGCUACAGCUCAAGUCUACCUUAAGAGAUUCUAUACCAAGAAUGAAAUCCGCCAAUCCAAUCCAUAUCUCGUGCUCACCACGGCCUUUUAUUUGGCCUGCAAGAUGGAAGAAUGUCCCCAGCAUAUCCGUUUCGUGGUCGGAGAAGCCCGCGGGCUCUGGCCAGAAUUCAUUACUCCGGAUGUUGCCAAGCUAGGAGAGUGCGAAUUCGCUUUAAUCUCCGAGAUGAGUUCCCAACUCAUUGUGCACCACCCCUAUCGAACCUUAACGGAGAUGCAGGACGAGCUUCCUCUCAGCCCUGAUGAGGUCGCGCUGGCCUGGUCUGUGAUCAACGAUCACUAUUUGACCGAUCUCCCACUUCUUCAUCCACCACACAUCAUUGCCAUCAUGGCCAUUAUUAUUUCGGUCGUCUUCAAGCCCGUGCACUCGACUAACUUUGGUGGGUCGGCACAGACAGCCUUGGCCAGUGCCAUGCGGGAUGCAAGUUCGAUGAACAUGCUCGCCGCUCUAUCGGAUAAGACUAACCAUGGCCCUCCCCGCAUCCAAAAGCUGGUUCUUUGGCUGGCUGAGAGUGAAGUGGAUAUCAAGGCUGUUAUUGAAUGUACACAGGAGUUACUCUCCUUGUACGAGGUGUGGGAACAGUACAGUGAAAAGCACUGUAAAGAACUCAUUGGUCGAAUGGUGAAAACCAAAAAUUUAGAUAAAUAA
This is a messenger RNA of Penicillium verhagenii, 912 nucleotides long. RefSeq names its product cyclin-dependent protein serine/threonine kinase regulator SSN8 (gene ssn8). The record is from RefSeq and is a predicted model, not a curated record. Gene Ontology annotation, cellular component: mediator complex; nucleus. Bases 1 to 912 code for a protein of 303 amino acids. Gene Ontology annotation, biological process: positive regulation of transcription by RNA polymerase II. The transcript has 3 exons. Gene Ontology annotation, molecular function: cyclin-dependent protein serine/threonine kinase regulator activity. Lineage: Eukaryota; Fungi; Ascomycota; Eurotiomycetes; Eurotiales; Aspergillaceae.